AUGGCACCACGUCAGAUCUCAGUCGCAGAUAUCUCGUCGCACAACAAAGACACCGACUGCUGGAUAGUCGUCGACGGCCAAGUAUGGGAUAUUACGAAAUUCGCCCCCGAACACCCUGGCGGUCCAGGCAUCAUAUACAAGUACGCCGGCCGAGACGCCACACAGGCAUACAAUGAAACGCACUCCCCAGCAAUCAUCAAGAACAACCUUCCCGUAGACGCUCUCAAGGGCACUCUAGACCGAUCGACCAUCACGGCAGAAUGGUCGACCCCGUCAGCACAGCAGGAGCCACGUGAAUCGAAAGCUGCCUCGUCAUCAUCGCCGAAGAAACCACCCUUAGACUCACUGAUCAACGCACACGACUUUGAGCUGGCGGCGCGCAACACCGCCACGGCGAAGACGUGGGCCUUCUACUCCUCGGCCGCCAACGACCUGAUCACCCGCGACCUCAACGCGCGACUGUUCAACAAGGUCCUGUUCCGGCCACGCGUGAUGCGCCGUGUCGACAAAAUCACCACCGCGACUUCCAUCCUCGGCCACCCGGUCUCCUUUCCCCUGAUGAUCGCCCCCGCGGCAAUGGCCCGCCUCAUCCACCCCGACGGAGAAUUGGCGCUCGCCCGCGCGGCCCACUCACGCAACAUCCUACAAUGCAUAUCCAACAACGCGAGCUACUCGGCGUCGGAGAUUGUCUCGCAGCCCGAAGUGGCGGACCACCCGUUCUGGUUCCAGUUGUACGUCAACCGCGACCGAUCCAAGUCCGAGGCCCUCCUGCGCAAGAUCCACACCCACCCAAACAUCCGCGGCAUCGUCGUGACCACGGACGCCGCGGCCGCGGGCAAACGCGAGGCCGACGAGCGCGUCAAGGCCGACGAAUCGAUCCGCAACCCGAUGAUGACCUCGUCGGCCAAGAACGACAAAAAGGGCGGCGGCUACGGCCGCCUGAUGGCCAGCUUCAUCGACCCGGACCUCAACUGGGACGAUGUCGCGUGGCUGCGCUCGCAGACGAAACUCCCGCUCCUGCUCAAGGGCAUCAUGGCCGCCGACGACGUCAAGCUCGCGCUCGACGCCGGCCUCGAGGGCGUCGUGCUCUCCAACCACGGCGGGCGGAACCUCGACACCUCGCCCCCCGCGCUGCUCGUGCUGCUGGAACUGCACGCGCGGUUCCCCGAGAUCUUCACCCGCCAUCACCCGGCCUCACCUGCCGUCAAGGCCGGGCGGGCGCGGCCGUUCUCCAUCCUUGUCGACGGCGGCGUCCGCCGCGGCACGGAUAUCUUGAAACUCGUGUGUCUCGGCGCCGUCGCCGCGGGGAUCGGGCGGCCCGCGCUGUUCGCCACGGGAUAUGGCCAGACGGGCGUCGAGGCGCUGGUUGACAUCCUCAGGGACGAGUUCGAGGUCGCGAUGAGGAAUGUGGGCAUUACAAGUGUUCGAAGAGUGUCGGCCCGAGUAUGUCAACUCGGGGGCGAUCGAUAA
This is a messenger RNA of Cladophialophora yegresii CBS 114405, 1470 nucleotides long. RefSeq names its product L-lactate dehydrogenase (cytochrome). Lineage: Eukaryota; Fungi; Ascomycota; Eurotiomycetes; Chaetothyriales; Herpotrichiellaceae. The record is from RefSeq and is a predicted model, not a curated record. Gene Ontology annotation, molecular function: oxidoreductase activity. Bases 1 to 1470 code for a protein of 489 amino acids. The transcript has a single exon.